Cryptococcus deneoformans JEC21 is the source of this 1226-nucleotide messenger RNA. RefSeq names its product expressed protein. Lineage: Eukaryota; Fungi; Basidiomycota; Tremellomycetes; Tremellales; Cryptococcaceae. The coding region runs from base 722 to 1069 and encodes 115 amino acids. The transcript has 4 exons. The record is from RefSeq and is a predicted model, not a curated record.
ACAUAUAUACAACCAGUGCAUGUUUUGCUAGUUUCUAAACUACACAAAUAUACUACAACAACAAUCAGUGAGAUACCCAGUGUCUACAGACUUUGCAGAGUGGGUGCAAGAUCUCGAAAACAAGGCUCUACUGUCACAACAUUCCUGGCUGUCUUCGUGUCUGUAACCUUCAAGUACAUAUGCUCUUGCAUGUCGCUGAUUAUAUCAAUGCUGCUGGGCCUGUGUGGGUGACAUGACGGUUUGCUAUGGAGAGAUACUGUGGUGAUCUCAGUGCCAGUGUGUCUAAUCAUCGACGCCCUUAUUCCAAUAUUUCCAAGCGCAUAUUCGCCAAGGGAAUGUUGGCACACAUUGGUAUCAAGUAUGGCAUCAAGGACGCCUUGAGCUUGGAGAAAUGGAAGUUGGUGAUGGACCUGCAAAGGAAACCAAAACGGUCCUUGCCUAUUACCUGAAUUAUACUCUCCCCUUGCCUGGCCCAAAGCCGACAACCCAUCAGCAGGUUUCUGCCCACACAUUUAAUCUCAUCAUUGGCACACUCGCAACAAUAUGGAACUUUCCGCCAGAGCACAGCCUCAGAGACCUGGUCACCUUCAAUAAAAUCAGUGUCUAUGGACAUGUUCGAGUCCUUGGUGGAGGCGAUUCUAUAUGAGUGGCCAGAUUGAAUGGGGCUGAAGCUGACAGGAGGGGACGCUUCUUUCAUUAUAUUGUUGCUAUUGACAGAAAUAUGCAUUACCAGAGGCGAGAUAUCGAAUUUGAGGAGCGCAUGUGCUUUGGCCAACUUCUCGACAUCAUCACUGUCAUCCUACCGCACCAUCCUACUUCCAAUGCCGAUUCUGGAGAGAUCACGAUUGCUCUUGCCCAUGUCAACCCUAUCAUGGACAGAAAGGUCACGCUUGGAAGUAAAGAUUGGGUGUGCUAUGAUAGAUUUGCGAAGGAGGAGCUGGUUGAUCUGGCAUCUGUCAACCAGUCAAUGGACAGAGUUGAGAGCAUCAUCAAGGGUAAGAAAAAAAAAAACUUCAUUAUUGACUGUGGUGCCCCUGCAAGUCGAGUGAUGUUCACAGCUGCCGAGUAAGGUAAGUCAUUUUUCUGGGAACAGAAAUAGAAGACAACAAUUUCAUCUUUACAACAUGAGAGAAUAGAACACAACAAUUAGAUUUUGAUUAUAAUUCAUUUCAAAUGUACUAUUUAGAUAUAGAAGAAUUAUAAAUAUUGCAUGCACUGUAGUAGAG